AUGAGAAUACAAUUACAAAAAAUAUCUUAAGGUUUAACUUAAUAAGAUUAUAAAUAAAUCAAGGACAAUUUGUAAAUAAUUAAGGAAUGCCAUCAAUUUUAAAACAAUUAAGAGGAGAUCAUGAAGUAGAAUUAAAUUGGUAUUUUGACAUUUUUAAUAUAUAUAGGAAAUUAAUUAAUUAGUAUAAAAAGAAUGAUUCAAGCUCUUGAUUUGGAUAAAGGAUAAGAAUAAAUUAAAAAUAUUAAACAAUAUGAUCAAAUCACACUUGAGUAAGGUAUUCGAUUUCUUUAAAAUAUUAGGAAUAGAAUUAUUAAAUUAAAAGAAAUGGUAGGAAGCUAAUGAAAAAAUAAAUUAAUACUUAAAAUUAUUAGAAAAACAAUAAUCAUUUGCAACUUUGUUUUAAAGUACUUCUAAAAAAUUUAUUUAAUUAAGGUAUGACAUUAAUUGAAAUGAAUCAAUCAGGAAAAGGGAUAAAAAUGAGAGAAUAAGCCAAGAAGAUUAAUAAUAACCUAUAUAAAGAUUUAUUGGAUUAUUCAAAUAUAGAACUUACAAAUAAUCCAUAAAAUACAUUUGUUUUAAUUGCAAAAAGUAAAUAAAAUCAAUAUUUUAAAUAGGCUAUGCAUUAAAUGAAGAGAUGAAAUAUCAAUCAGCAAUCGAGUAAUGUGAAAAAAUUUUGAUAGAAGAACCAUAACAUCUCCAUGCUUUAUAUAGAAAAAGUAAUCAUUUUUGUUAUAGAAAAGGUUUCUCUUUAUAAGAUUUGAAUUAACAUGCAUAAGCAGUUUAGUGUAUUGAAAAAGCUUUAAGUUACAAUUUAAAAUAUUCUAUUGGUUAUAUCUUAUAGGGUAGUUUAUUAGGUUAUUAUUUUAAGGAUAUUCAUUAAAAAGUGUUGGUAAAUAAAAAGAGGCAAUUAAUUGCUAUGAUAAAGCAAUCCAACUAGAUCCUAAUGAUACAUAAGCCUAUUUUAAUAAAGGUUAAUCAAUAUUAAAAUACUAAUAGGCAAUUCCUUAGAUGAUCUUGGUAAAUAUACUGAUGCAAUUUUAUGCUAUGAUAAAGCAAUCCAACUAGAUCCUAAUGAUGCAUCAGCCUAUAUUAAUAAAGGUUAAUCAAUUUAUUUGAUAUUAUUAGGUUAUUUACUAAAGUAAUUGAAUAAAUAUUAAUAAGCCAUAGAUAAUUAUUAGCAAGCACUUUUUUAUUGCAAAUUAGAAUAAAAUAAGUUUAGACAAUUAAUUAAGGAAUUAAAAAAUAUGAAAUGA
This is a messenger RNA of Paramecium primaurelia, 1253 nucleotides long. NCBI's taxonomy places the organism in Eukaryota, Ciliophora, Oligohymenophorea, Peniculida, Parameciidae. The record is from the annotation of a GenBank genome assembly.